Molecule: messenger RNA, 1206 nt
Organism: Symbiodinium sp. CCMP2456
Lineage: Eukaryota; Dinophyceae; Suessiales; Symbiodiniaceae
Source: the annotation of a GenBank genome assembly
AUGAACCAGGAGGAGAGAGACAAGCUGUUUAUAGCCGUGCGCUAUGCCGAACUGGCCGAGGCCAGGGAAGCGGUGUCGAAAGCGGACAUGAGUUGGUUGCACAGCACCCUGCAGCAGAACAUGCUGUUCUUUGUGGCAGCACGGCGUCGCCGCGGCUGCGAGUUGCUGGCACAAGACUGCAUCCGGAAAGGUGUUGACCUUUCGCAGAUAGAUUCUCACAAUCAGACACCGUUGUUUUGGGCAGCAGCCCUUGGUAACCUGGUGAUGAUGAAGUUUCUGUUAAGCCUUGGUAUGGAGAUAAACUUCAGGGACAACGAGAAAAAGACGGCUUUAUUCUUCGCGAUCAGCAAUAACCACCUGGAAGCUGCGAGGUAUUUGAUUGAGCAGGGAGCCUCACUCGACGUGGUCGCCGUUGACAGAACGACACCGCGUAAACUAUUAAAGUCGAUGAGCGUCCCAAUUCCUGAUCGCAAGAGGAAGCUUUGGGCACCAGACCCUCAAGCUGCAUGUCCCGGAGCCUCUACAAGGAGCAGAUUUGCAAUUUGGGAAUGGGGUCAGGAGGAGAAGGAGGAGCCGGAGCCCUUGAUAAGCAAGUCAACUGAACAUGUCGUCGUGGAAAACACGGAAUAUUUCGUGACGGACUCCUUGGGCGACUGCUCCAAGCGUCUCAGAAGAUCUGAGCGCGAGUUCUGUGGGGACCACGCCCACCUGCACCAACAUCAGCACUGGUACAAGGACCUGCAGACCGAGGACGCUGCCGGCUUGGUGGACACGCCAGCGAAGGCGAGCAAAGAGCACCUGAGGCUGAUUGAAGCCUUCGCGACCGGGUCUCGGCCUGGUGCCUUCACGCUCGCAGCCGUGUCGCAAAAAUCUCGGACAGUGGCGGGCUACAUCCAUGCGUCCCUUGAGGACGAUACCAUGAAAAUCAAGCAUGUCAAGGCAGACCGUCCGCACCAAGGCAAAGGCCUGGGGGGUCUCUUGCUCCUGGCUGCAGAGAAACGAGCGCUCAAACUCGCAUCAUGCAUCGCAAAGGCAAAGCUGAGUGUCCUGGACACCAACGGGCCUGCCAAGCGAUGCUACGCCAAAGCAGGUUUCAAGGUGGCCUCCUCGUCCCGGUCGACGUUUCCGCCCUGUGGGUGUAAAAACAACCCACAUUGCAACCAUCGGAAGAUCAAAUGGUUGCAGAUGGAGAAAUGUCUCCAUUGA